AGCAGUCGUAUUAUAAUAUUUGCUCUUUGGCUUUUUCAUUUUUUCUGUGGAUUCCCAGCUGAGCAAACAACUCAAGAAAAACUUUACUCUUGUGUGAAAUACUAGAAGAAAGAGAUUCCGAGAGAAGAGAGAAUGGGGAAGAAGAUGCUGAAUUUCGAAGAACAGUGUCAGAUAGUGAACAUGUUGAAAUCGUCGUCCGAACAAAAGUCAAUCGAAGAGACAGUCACUGAAUUCUUCAACAAUUCCAAGCUCCGCCAAUUCAAUGUCUGCUAUUCUCUCUCCCUUUUAUUGCAGGAUAAAAUAAUGCUCAGUUCAACUGAACGAUUGGUUGCAUGUGCUAUUCUUCAUCGAAGCUAUUCCUCUCAAAAGUCUGCCGCAAACCCAUUUAUACCUUCUCUUGUAAAUGCUGCAUGUGAUGAUGGAGCUGAAAAAUAUGAGAGGGCAUUUGUUCUCCAUUUGCUAAGCAACUCCAAUAAAGAGUUUCUUAAACAGUCUGCUUCAGAUUACAUCAAUAAUUUUGAUCCUUCAUCUCAAACUGAACUUGUCUUUUCUGUUCAGCAAGUCCUGGUGGAGCUAGCUAAUGACCCCAAGCUUGUAUAUCACUGUGGAUUGACUCCAAGGAAGCUACCUGAAUUGGUGGAAAACAAUCCGCUUAUUGCUGUAGAGGUUCUGACCAAGUUGAUAAAUUCUCCUGAAAUUUCUGACUAUUUUACAGUUCUUGUUAACAUGGACAUGAGUCUACACUCCAUGGAAGUUGUGAACAGGCUCACAACUGCGGUUGAACUUCCAAAGGAAUUUGUACGUAUGUACAUAACUAAUUGUAUAUCAUCCUGCGAGAACAUCAAGGAUAAGUACAUGCAGAACAGGCUUGUGCGACUUGUAUGUGUUUUCUUACAGAGUUUAAUCAGAAACAGAAUAAUUGAUGUUAAGGAUCUCUUUAUUGAAGUCCAAGCCUUCUGCAUCGAGUUUUCAAGGAUUAGAGAAGCAGCCGGUUUGUUUAGGCUUUUGAAAACCUUAGAAUAAAUGAUCCUUUUCGUAAACCCGAUUUUCUACAGUGUAGAUAGUAUCGUUGUCCUUUGGGGUCUGAUUACUGCUCCUUUAGCUUUUCAAAGGCCACAAAUUUUACAUACCAGUUGCACUUUGGUCGUUAUAAACAAAAUAAAGUGGUACUGUUCUAGCAUCUAUAAGCAUAUGUAUCCAUGCUAUAUAUAAAAUCAACUUAAAAUGAUGAGAAAACUCACUGUUCUUGGAAAA
Messenger RNA from Theobroma umbraticum, 1254 nucleotides. The record is from RefSeq and is a predicted model, not a curated record. NCBI's taxonomy places the organism in Eukaryota, Viridiplantae, Streptophyta, Magnoliopsida, Malvales, Malvaceae.